ACAGUUGAAACAAAAUGUUACUGGAGGGAAGUUGAACUUGACACAGUAAAUAUUGAUGGGAGGUAAUCACAUCGUAUGUUGUUGUUGAAGUUUGGUUGAAAUAAUAGGACUCCUUAAAGGUAAUGUGUUUUAAUUGUUUAAUGUGGUUUAAUGUUGUGAUUUCAUGUCUUUAGAUUGCUACAAAACAAAUUUGCAUAUAACUAAGUUAAGAACAUUUUUGGUAGAUAUUGACAAAUUUAGGCCUGCCGUAUAGUCUUAGUGGGUGUCACAUUCGUUGUCGUAAUAAGUAGUGCUCCACAAUCAUUGACUUCAUAAGUUGCUCUACACUCAUUGUCGUAAUAAGUAGGGGCUCUACAAUCAUUGACUUCAUAAGUAGGUGUUUUACAAUCAUUGACUUCAUAAGUACGUGUUCUACAAUCAUUAAUUUCAUUAGCAGUUUCUCUACAAUCAUUAAUUUUAUUAGUAGGUGCCCUGCAAUCAUUGACAUCAUAGACAGGUGCUCUACAUCACUGACUUUAUAAGUAUGUGCUCUAAAAUCAUUGACUCCACAAUGAGGUGCCCGACAAUCAUUGAAUUCAUAAGUAUAAUAGGUGCCCUACAAUAAUUGACUUCCUAAGUAGGUGCUCUACAAUCAUUGACUUCCCAAGUAAGUGCUCUACAAUCAUUGACUUCCUAAGUAAGUAGGCCUACUCUACAAUCGUUGACUUCCUAAGUAAGUGCUUUACAAUCAUUGACUUCCUAAGUAAGUUCUCUACAAUCAUUGACUUCCUAAGCAAGUGCUCUACAAGCAAUGACUUCCUAAGAAGGUGCUCUCGGAACUAUUUAAACAAAUUAACGGCUACAUAAUAGCUCUUCUUGCUAAAUGCCUGAUUAAAAAUUAAUUCUAGUGUUGCUGUUUAUUACAAACUAAAUUCUAGUGUUGUUUUAAUUACAAACGUAAUUCUAAUGUUAUUGUUUAUUACAAACGUAAUUGUAUUGUUGCUGUUUAUUACAAACUUAAUUCUAGUGUUGUUGUUUAAUACAAACUUAAUUCUAGCGUUGUUGUUUAUUACAAACGUAAUUCUAGUGUUGUUGUGUUGUUAGUUUGUAUAGAUACACGUCGACAUACUCUUCACACUUGUUCAAAUAUUAUUUUCAGAGCUUGUGUAAUAUUGUAACAGAAACAUGCCUCAUUGAGUGAGUAGACACACAGCAGCCUCAUUGAGUAGACACACGAAAGUCUCAUUGAGUAGACACACAGAAGUCUCAUUGAGUAGACACACAGGAAGCCUCAUUGAGUAGACACACAGGAAGCCUCAUUGAGUAGACACACGGAACGUAACACAUGUCUUAGAAACCACAUGCGAAUUUUGUCGAAAAAUGAAUGUGAAAUCUUGGAAGAGUAUUGGUAAGUUGUUUUAAUUCCAAACGUUAUCCUCAAAUAACGUAAAUGGCUGUUACACAAUUAUAACUUACGCCCCACUCCCAACAUCUAACAGAGAUAUACUAAUAAAUACUUAAGAUGGUCGCCUUAUAGAAUUAGCUUUUUUUUCCCCAAACUUCCAUGAUGAGGACAAUUUUAAGAAACAGUUUAUUCCUUCCAAAGUAAUGCCUUACUUAAUGUCCAGUACAUGAGUUACAUUCUGUUUGUCCACAGAUUUGAUGACAUGCAACGCUCUUUUGGUAAUGUUAGUAACACCGACCAUCAUUGAAGGCAAGAAUAGAGUUUAGAGAUACAUUUAUUACAGGAUUAUUACUUAGUUCUGGUCCCAUUCACGGCCCACUGCUGACUUUGCAUUAAACAUUCAUGGCCGACAGCUGAUUUUACUGGACCCCUUCGUGGCCCACUGCUGUCUUUACAUCAUACAAUCAUAGCCCAAUACUGACUUUACCAUCAGAUAUUCAUGACCCACUACUGGCUCUACAUCACACAUUCAUGGCCCACUGCUGACUUUACAUCACACAUUCAUUCACCACUGAGCCCCUUCAUUGCCCAGUUCUGAUUGUAAUAAUCAUCUUAUUUAACUAUAUCUGUGAUACUCAUCUUAUUUAAUUAUAUCUGUGAUACUCAUCUUAUUUAUUUAUAUCUGUGAUACUCAUCUUAUUUAAUUAUCUCUGUGAUACUCAUCUUAUUUAAUUACACCUGUGAUACUCAUCUUAUUUAAUUAUAUAUGUGAUACUCAUCUUAUUUAAUUAUAUCUGUGAUACUCAUCUUAUUUAAUUAUCUCUGUGAUACUCAUCUUAUUUAAUUACACCUGUGAUACUCAUCUUAUUUAAUUAAUCUGUGAUACUCAUCUUAUUUAAUUAUAUCUGUGAUACUCAUCUUAUUUAAUAAUAUCUGUGAUACUCAUCUUAUUUUAUUAUGUCUGUGAUACUCAUCUUAUUUAAUUACACCUGUGAUACUCAUCAUAUUUAAUUAUAUCUGUGAUACUCAUCUUAUUUAAUUAUAUAUGUGAUACUCAUCCUAUUUAAUUAUACCUGUGAUACUCAUCUUAUUUAAUUACACCUGUGAUACUCAUCUUAUUUAAUUACACCUGUGAUACUCAUCUAAUCUCAUUAUCUCGGUGAAACUAUAUGUGUUAUAUUUCUCGCCGUUCAUUGUUUCUGUGACACUCAUCUAUGUCAUUAUAUCCGUGACAUCCAUCUGUGAUAUUUAUGAAUGUCAUUAUUUUAAUGAGACCAAUAUUACGCUAUAUUUCUAUGACAUUCAUCCAAUGUCAUUCUGUGACACUCAUCUUGUAUCAUUAUUUUGAAUGGCUCUCUGUGCCCUUCUAUAGGGCCAUCUUUAUGCCCAUAUGUAUGCCAAUUUGGACGCUUUUUAAAAACCCAAUGAUUAUAACAACUCGGAAGUUUUGGGAGCAUUUAUCUGAUAGUUUUCAGUCAAGUUUUGGAAAAGCGUGUAAUUAAAAAAUAAAUGAAAUCCUGCUAUGCCACCGGCUGAUCUUUAAUUGGAUGGAAUUGGUGUAUACAAGUCAGUUGACUUCUGCCACGUUCAACACGUGUUUCGUUGACCUAGUUAGGCCCAUAAGCCUAACGUCUUCGGUCGACCUAGUUAGAACAUUACCUGACGUCUUUGAUGGACCUAGUUAGAACCAUACACCUAAUGUCUUUGGUUGACCUAGUAAGAACCAUGCACCUAACGUCUUUGGCUAACUUAGUUAGAACCCUGUACCUAACGUCUUUGAUUGACCUAGUUAGAAGCCCUAUACCUAAGUCUUUGGUUGACCUAGUUAGAACCAUUAACCUAAUUUAUUGCUCCAUUUACAAACAGGGAACACCUCGCCGUGCCGACGAGAGUAUCGACUCCAAGAUGGCGUCGUAUUAAGCCUGGAUGCGCACAACUUGACCCUGUUCCCCAAAGCUGACUGCACGGUGGUCCUGAGAGCGGACCGCAACAUGUUGAUACGCGCAGACCUUGUCUACCGUCCGGAAGGCGGGGCCACCUGUCAAACGGAUUUCGUUCAAAUCGGAAAUGACGUCACCAUGGUCGGCCUGGACCUGAUGACGUCAUACACGUUCUGCGAUGAGACCGAGACGGAGAUCAUGUCCAGAGGCAACAAGUUGUGGCUAGUGUACAGAACAGCUCAUACGCCCAAGCAGUUCAAGGUUGCGGUCAAGGCUGUCAGGCCAGGUAUGAGCCCGUCGCUAGAAUUACAAUGUUCCCAUCUGACAAGUUGAGGAGCGUGAUCAUCUUUAUGCUGGUAUUUUGUAGAUAUCGGGUACCGGUAUCGUAUGCGUAAUAAUUGCCCAUGUCAAUGUUAUCAUGAUCAUAUUAAUACGUUAACAAAAUAAGACUUUAAAGUCAAUAGUGAAAUUAAAAUAAAUUAUUGACGAUGAUAAUGCACCCAUGUACACUGACGACGGGGAUGCACCCCUAGACGCUGACGAUGGUGAUGCAUCCCAAGGUACUAACCAUUGUGACACCCCUCCUAGACACUGGCGAUGAUGACUCCCCAAUAGGAACUGACAAUGGUGACGCCCCCCCCCCCCCCCCCCCCCCCAGGCACUGACGAUGGUGAUGCACUCCAACGCACUGGAAAUGAUGAUAUGCCCCUUAGGCACUGACGAUAGUGAUAUACCCCUAGGCUCUCAAGAUGGUGAUGCAAUCCUAGGCCUGACAAGAGUGAUGCACUCCUAGGUACUGACAAGAGUGAUGCACUCCUAGGUACUGACAAGGGUGAUAUACCCCUAGGCACUGACGAUGGAGAUACACUUUUAGGCCUGAUAAUGGCGAUGCGCUCAUAGGUACUGACAAGGUUGAUGCACUCCUAGUCACUGACAAUGGUUACGCCCCCUAGUCACUGACGACUGGGAUAUACCCCUAGGCACUGACGAUGCUGACUGCCCCCAGGCACUGACGAUGGUGAUAUACCCCUAGGCACUGACGAUGGGGACGCACCCUAAUGCCCUGACGAUGGUAAAACAACCCUGGGCACUGACAAUGACAGUAACCCUUGGCACUGACACUGAUGACACAAACCCCUUGGCACUGAUCAUGAUGGCACGCCCAUAAUCACUGACUAUGUUGUGAAUUUCAAUGUCUGUACAGUGGACAAAAUUGUUCUCACAAUACACCAGGAUCUUGUUGUUAUAAACUGAUGAUAAAUAUGUCUCGCACCCCCUCCCCCUUAAUUCUUUUUUUUUAAAGUACAAUGUGAUAAGGGAGAGUACACCUGUUCUCCUGCCCAGUGCAUACAGAGUUCAUUGGUUUGUAAUGGAGUCAAGGACUGUGAGAACGGCAGGGACGAAUUUUGUUAUACACCAGGUAGAAAGUAAAAGGUUUGAUUGUAGUUAAGGGGGUGACUUACUUCAGGUAGAAAGUAAAAGGUUUGAUUGUAGUUAAAGGGGUGACUUACUUCAGGUAGAAAGUAAAAGGUUUGAUUGUAGUUAAGGGGGUGACUUACUUCAGGUAGAAAGCAUCAGUAUUAGGAAAAAUCAAGAUUCUACAGGCACAGUGCAAAAUUAUAAAAAUAAUUUUACAUGACUGAGUAAAAAUUGUUUGGGAUCCUCGGUGACAAGGGCCAAUUCCAACACCUUGUCCCAAUUUAUUAAUCCCAGCACCUUGUUCCAUGUCAUUAAUACCAGCACCUUGUUCCAUGUCAUUUAUCCCAGCACCUUGUUCCAUGUCAUUAAUACCAAACCUUGCCCAACUUCAUCAAUCCCAACACAUUAUCCAAUUAAUUUCAUAACAGCAGCUCGUCCUAAUUCAUUGAUCCCAGGUAAAGUGAUCCCCGAGAAGAUCCCCUCGACCUGCUUUAGAUGUGCAGACGGCACUUGCAUCUCGCCAAAAGUUUUUGUUUACGAGGACUUACACGGUGUAACUGACUGGUAUCUAUGUGAUGGUAUCUCGCACUGCCCAGACUCCUGGGACGAAAAUCCAGGUUAGUAGCGGUCAGUAGAGUGAUGUCAUCUCUCACUGCCCAGACUCUGGGACGAAAUCCCAGUCUAGUUCUGGUCAGUAGAUUGAUGGCAUCUCGCACUGUCCAGACUCCUGGGACGAGAUCCCAGGCUAGUUCUGGUCUGUAAAGUGAUGGCAUCUCGCAUUGCCCAGACUCCUGGGACGAAAACCCAGGCUAGUACUGGUCCGUAAAUUGAUGGCACCUCUCACUGCCCAGACUCCUGGGACGAGAACCCAGGCUAGUACUGGUCAGUAAAGUGAUGGCAUCUCUCACUUCCCAGACUCCUGGGACGAGAUCCCAAGCUAGUUCUGGUCAGUAGAGUGAUGGCAUCUCGCACCGUCCAGACUAGACUUCAAUUGAGUAAUAACUUGAUUAUAAGAUGAGUAAUAUCUGGGUGAAUCAUGGAGUAAUGUUUGAGCUAGUAGUAGAGUAAGUAUAUGUAGCAGUGCAGAGCGUUUAAAAUUAAAUACAGUUUUAAUAUGUUUACUACAAUACGGGAUAUGAGUUCGUGAGAACUAAGCGUUUUUAGUUCUUUGAGAGUAGUAACCAGAAAUAUUAAGAGAACAAGCAAAGAAACAGGAGCAUAUCUGAAAAGAUAUAGGUAUAGUACAAGCUAUUUAAAGUGACAAAUCUUUAAGUAUGUACACCUAGCAAUGCACACGGUGGAUAAUUCUGGAUAAACAAUGUUUGAUAGGUUACCCAUAUUACGACAAUCAUUCAAUGAACUAAUGAACUUGGGGGACAACUCUGGAUUUUACAGGUUAUUCAAUGCAUGACAAACAGACAUAAUAGCAAUGAACAUAUUCUUCAUAGCAAGCCAUAAUCAUGUUGAAUAAUUAAGUGGAAUAGCAGCGGUGAUUAUUUUUAAUCAAUAGAAGACCCCCCCCCCCCCUUUUUCCCCAAGAGUAUUCAAAAAGCAAAAAAAAAAAAAAAAAANCCCCGGGUCUAUGCAAGAUGAGAAAGCGCCCAGUACAAAUAUAAUUUUGUUCGCAAACAUCCUGUACCUAUUUUAAGCACGAAUACCCUGAGCUACUCAACUAGUGAGUUAACCUACAAGUCUAGAUACUUGGCUGUUACAAUGAUAAAGUCACACACGUUGAUCUUGUUAUAUGUUCACAUCCCUGUCAGAGGCGUAGCUAAGAGUGGGGGGGGGGGGCGACAAAUGUCCCUGGCAGCCAGACUAGUUAGGUGCGCCAAAGGGUGCUUUGAUAUUAUUUUACUUAAGAAAAUAAUGGGUUUGAGAGUUGAACAAAGAAAGGGAGACCCUUUAAAAGGAAUCUUGUGGCCGGGCGCCAAACGGGAACGAUGCGUGUUUCCAAAUGAGCUAAGUCCAAACUGCUAUUUGCUCGAGUACUUUCUGCUUAAACUUAAAGUGCUGUGGUUUUAUUUCAUCAAUAGUCUAUAUUCUCGACCUUGACCUCAGAUGCUUGUUGGGCGUACCAGCACGACAAAUUUGCCUUGAUACAAUGUGACCGUACAGACAGACACAGAGGCGUCAUCAACAUGUGGAAGACAGACUUCUGUGCAGGGGCGCAACAGUGUGCUACCAACACUAGCAAGCAGGUCUGCUAUGACCGAUCCAAAGGUGUGUCCUAGUCGAAUGCACUUAGAGUAUGCAGAGCCGUCUCGUGACUUUUGGAGUCACAUUGUCACUUUUCGGUUUGCGCCCCCUCCCCUUUCUUUUAUGAUUUAAUCCUUUAUAAUUAUACUAACUUCGCUUUUGUGUUUGGCUGACUGACUGGCUGGAAAAGUUUUCGCAGUGCUAAUUGACCAAAUUCCCGUCAAGCUAUUGAGCUGAAGCUUGGCAUAUAGACUCGUUGUCUAUGACAACACAUUCUUUCCAAUUUUCAGCCCCACACCAAACCCUCCCAAAAAAAUCAUUUUUUACCCCUGUUUUUCAAGGUAAUAUUUUAAGGGGGAAAAAAAUUACACCAAAUGAGAUUCUCUUAAAAAAAAAAAAAAUCACAAGUGCAAAAUAUUUUCGUAUUUUUUUCAUAAAUAGUUGGUAAAUAAAUCUAAGGCAUAAAAACGGGUGGGUCAUUAGAAGACUGGUCUUAAUAUCGUUCAGUGGCGUGACCAAAUAUGCGGUUGCGAUCCUUAAGAGGGGUGGGGGCACUAAUUUUGGAUUCUUAUAAACAGGGGCAUCAUUUCAGGGUUUUUCAGGGGGAGAAGGGGGGGGGGGCAAAACCAAAACUUGGCCGGCUUGUUAAGUUGUUUAUGACUGGAGGUGCCACAGAACAUCGCAAUUGAAAUAAAACCUGCGAAUUCAGGCAAAUGCCCCACCCAAAUGACGUCCCUUCUUAUGCGUUACUUGUAUGCAUGUUUUUCCCAAUUUUUCAUCCCCCCCCCCCGUCCCCACUACUCGAUAUUACAUUUUAUAAAGGAUUCAUAUGAAAAACUUAGUGUUUUUCCCCAUUUUUCCUCCCCCCCCCCCCCGUCCCCACUACUCGAUAUUACAUUUUAUAAAGGAUUCAUAUGAAAAACUUAGCUGUUAGAGGCUGUUUCAUUAUUGUUGAAGCUGAUUGUUUAUUGUGCGUUCGUAGUUAAUUUUACUUAAAAUUUAAAAAUAAAUUUUAAAAAAUAAAAGCGAAACAUUUUAAAAAUGUUAAUUGGUUCACCUAAACAGAGAAAAAAUUGCGCUCUUUGCAUCGAUCAAUUAAGCGAAAUCAAGCUCACCAUGUAGUUCAUUUUCGAUGCAGAUCAUUGAUAAUCUACAAAGCGUCUCUAUCAUUGCUAAUCCAUACAUUUUUAGACCGUUAUGACAGCUGGUGGGUUAACUUUUAAAGAGUGCCACUAUUGCAAACUUUCAGAUAUAAUUUAUUGUAAAAAAACUUUUUUUUAAACAUAAAAAUUAAGGGCCCCUUGACCAACCGAGUUCUCCUUAUCUGCAGGGGUUCCAAGCCCAUGCGACGGGACUCUCAGUGAAAGGACAUUUAUUUAGAAAGUUUGUAAACGAUGUUCACUUUUUAUGUACGGUGCAAUAGAUUUGUCUGCUCUACAUUUGUGGAUAUACAUUGUCAUCUAAUGUUGACCUUUAUUAUAGCAAGACCAACUGGUCGAAAUUUGUCCUUCUCUAUGGGUCACAAGCUCAAACGGAAGGCAAAACAAAAAAUGAGAUUGUAAAUACAUUUAACUCCAACUUGAAACAUCUAGUUUCGUGUCUUUUUUUAUCAAUUUCGUGUUAAAAUAUAUCAAUGUCACAGCUUACUUUGUAGAUGAUUUUUCUUCUAUAAAAUGGGUUCUCGACAAGUUUGGGAACCUGUGCUCUGAAAUUAUUCAUGAAAUGAAGGGCCUUGUCAAUAAUAUUACAUUUUAAUUUAAUGGCAUUCGUAACAAUCUGUUCGGUCAAUGUAAUCAUAUUGGUACAAUUUUUAAACAUCUUCUUCUUCUUCUUUAUUUUGAGGGCCCACGAUCAAUGAAUUGAUCAUUAUGGCUCCUAUGUUUCAGAGGGGUUUGCGAUGUUACUGUGCAUGGGUUUAAUUUAUGGUAACUUUUUAUGACCUCAUUUGACCUAGAGGAUGGUGUUUUCAUUAGAUUAUCUUCUCUUAGUGAUGUUAGCCGUUUCGUUGAGACUAACAUUGAGACUUCAAUAUUCCUACAGACAAUGAUUUCAACCCUAUAGACAAACAGACUCUGAUCAUUGGACUGACUGCAAGUCUGGUCAUCCUGACAUUUCCCUUGGCAUUCCUCAUCUAUAGAAUAUGUAAAUAUAUUUGCCAUCACUACCAGUCUUCAACAGCUUUAAGUUGUCAUCAAAGUAUUCAAAGUAGUUUUUUAAAGAAAAUAUCAAUUUUUAAAGUUAGAGAAAUAUGGGAAACUAAUUCUAUUUACCAUUACUGCUAGAUACAAGGUAUAGUAAAAAUGAGGCAGAAAAUUAAAGUUUGAAGUAAAAGGACUGUGUGGUGUAUCAUUAUGUGGUGCUUAAUUAUAAACCAGAUUUGGUAUAUACUUUUUACUACACACUAUACUCUAAACUAAGAUAUAUUAUCUUCUAAUUUCUUACUUUCCUUAGGAACCUUCAACUCCCCCCCCCCCAACCUUUUGUGCCCCAUCAGAGCAAAGGUUUUAUGUUCCACCUCUCUACACUUUAAAGGAAUAUAUAAAAAGAGGUCCCCAAACUGCUGUUAUCAGGGCCUCAAAAUUCAACUUUGUUGGAUAAAAAGUACAAUAAGUGAAAUAAAUUUGUAUUGCAAUAAAUACGUAAUAGGUGUUUAAAUAAAACAAUAUUUUGUCUUGCUCUUAUCUUUAAAAAACACUUUAAUUAUACAAUUCCGCAAUCAAAGACUAAAUGUCCCAUCGUAAUCUUCAAAAUGACCCUUAGAGUAGCAUAUGCCCCAUUUUGGGAAUCACUGCUCAAAACCAAAGUUAAAUAGCUUUGCCCAGGGACCCAUUCAAUUUCAAUCCAUAGUUCAAAAGUUAUGUCACUGUAGGCAAACAAAGUAUAGCACUAUUGUUUUUCUAAAUUCUCAGGCAUCAGACCAGCUGGUCACAGACCUUCAACAACAUCAACGGUGUCCACUACCUGUGCACACAGCUCCACCAAUGAUGGAGAGGACUGUCCAAUGGUCAGCAGUGAUGACAGCAGCGGACGUAAAGGUGGGACCGGAGGUGCACACUCUUUCAGUAGCAGAACGGAUUGUGAUGAUGACUCACACCUACCUCUAAGACUCAAACACAAAGCUGAUAAGUUGCUGUUUGACCUGCAAAGGGAGGUCUCACAGCUGGACACACUCACCUCUUCACCUAAAGCCAGACAAGUUGUCAUUUAAUUUACAGCUGGACAUUUUACCUCUUCACCUAAAGCCAGAAAAGUUGUCAUUUAAUUUACAUCUGGACACACUCACCUCUUCAACCUAAAGCCAGACAAGUUGUCAUUUAAUUUACAGCUGGACACACAUUCCUACAAAUAAGAAUUAAUAUUUAUUAAUAACUUAUGUGUCAGAAAAAAAAGUUUAACCAUUCCAUUACUAACUUACUAAGUCAUUAAUAACAAACUACAUCAUAGGCAAGUUAGCAGGUCAUUAACAAGUUAGUAGGUCAUUAAUAUUUGUUAAUAAUUUAAGAUUUUGUCCCAUUCUAAAGUUAUAUUUUUUACAUAAUUUAUUAAAAUAAAAUAAAUACACAGUUGGAUUUAAUUACUUUUCUGGCAUUGUGAGACAGGUGAUCAAAAUUACCUGAAAACAGGUGUUUAAAAGUAAAAAUAAAAGAAGAUGGAAAUUAAGUAUGUUCUGAACAGAUAUGAAAUUAAGUAUGUUCUGACCAGAUCUCAAAUAAAUUAUGUUCUGACCAGAUCUCAAAUAAAUUAUGU
Molecule: messenger RNA, 10686 nt
Organism: Lymnaea stagnalis (great pond snail)
Lineage: Eukaryota; Metazoa; Mollusca; Gastropoda; Lymnaeidae
Source: the annotation of a GenBank genome assembly